AUGAUUACAAAUCAGGAGUUCAAUGACAGUAUAGAAGAGUUCAUUUCAAUUAUAUUAGAGAACUUGAAGUUGAAAGGCACAGACUUUGGAUUUUCUGUUGGUAAUCACUACGUGAAUAAAUGGGCCACCAACAAAAUGUAUAGCUUUAUCAGUGUUUCCGUGAAACGCCUUCGUAUAGAUUUUACAAUUUCUUUUGACGACUUGUAUAAUGUGCCGUUGUUCAACAUGAGAUUAUACGACAAUGAUACGUUUCUAACAUCACCAAUGACUCAAAAUACGUUGGCAGUUGGGUUAUCUGCUGUUGAUUUACAAAACCAUCACCUUUUUCACCAGCCUUGGUUGCAAGUGCAUCCAUGUGAAACGCUGCAAACAAUUGAUGAUCAUUUGAAAAAUUUUCCCGUCUGUAAAUAUAACCUGGGUAUACAGUAUUUAUGCUGCUGGUUUGGGUUAUACGGCUUGCCUUGUAUAUUCCCACAAUUCAGCGUAAGACCAAAUAUAUAUUAA
This is a messenger RNA of Candida dubliniensis CD36, 504 nucleotides long. RefSeq lists its product as uncharacterized. The transcript has a single exon. The coding region runs from base 1 to 504 and encodes 167 amino acids. The record is from RefSeq and is a predicted model, not a curated record. NCBI's taxonomy places the organism in Eukaryota, Fungi, Ascomycota, Pichiomycetes, Serinales, Debaryomycetaceae. Gene Ontology annotation, molecular function: ubiquitin-like protein transferase activity.